Prorocentrum cordatum is the source of this 2368-nucleotide messenger RNA. The record is from the annotation of a GenBank genome assembly. NCBI's taxonomy places the organism in Eukaryota, Dinophyceae, Prorocentrales, Prorocentraceae.
GCCCGGAGGAGGAGUCCGACAUUGAGCGCCUCGCGCCCCAGAUGCAGGACACGCUGCGCCUCGCGGUCGGGCUGCCCCUGGUGCUCUUGCUCCACGGCUUGGCCGUGGCCCCUGCCGUCCUCGCCCUCGAGGCCCUCCACGAGUGGUGUGGCGAUCGGCGGGCGAUGUGGUGGCUGCUGGCGCCAGUGCUGUUCCGGCACCUGACGGCCUUCAGCUUCGUGGCGCUCACGGUGCUGCAGAAGCGCGCCGUGGUGGGCCGCCUGGGGCCCGGGCCGCUGCCGUCGAAGGAGCAGACCUGGGCGAGCCAGUGGGACGCUUUCCGCUCUUGGCUGCACGAGCAAGCCAUCAGCGCUCGCAUGUACGACACGGCCGCAGACAUGCUCGUGGGCACAGAGGGGCUGAGCGUUAUCUACCGUCUUCUCGGCAUGAAGGUCGGCCGUCGAGUUCAGAUCGACAAUUUCUUCUGUGCGGACCCAGACUGCGUCAUCAUAGAAGACGACGUUGUCUUCGGUUCCGUGGUGUCGGUGUGGUGCCAGAGCGACGAUGCCAGAGUGGAGGUCCGGUUUCACCGGGGAUGCAAUGUCCUGGACCACUGCUGCGUCUUGUCCGGCAGCCGGAUCGGCGAGCGUGCGGUGCUGGGCUCUGCCACGUUGGCACCGCAGGAUGGCUACUUCCCACCAGAGAGCAUCAGCACGGGCCAGGUUGGAGGAAAGCCCGUGCGGCUGCGAUUCCAGGCCGCCUCAGAGGAGGCGUCGGCCAACGAGCGCGAAGCGAUGCGCCGCCUCAACUCGGACGUGCAGUUCUGGGGGUUCAAUAUGGUGCUCGCUGGCUGCGCGCUGGUUUGCGCCCCCCUGCCUCAGUAUGUCUGGCUGGCCACAUAUGCGCUGCAUGGUUGCGUCUCUGGGUCUGCUGGCUGGUUGAUUGCACUGGCCGUUCUCCCGAUCGUCUUCUUCGCAGUGAAUCUUUCCACGUUGUGUUUGAACUGGGCCCUCAAGUGGUGCUUGGUCGGAAGGUACGAGGAAGGAGAUUACGCGUUCUUCAGCCGCUACCACAUCAUCUGGAUGGCGAUGCUUAUCAUUGCGGGCGCCAUGGAGGACACGCUCGAUGCGUUGGCCGGAACCCUGUUCAAAGCCUGGUACUACCGUGCUAUGGGGGCUACCGUUGGAAAAAACUGCUGCCUGUUCGGCCUCGCGUUCGAGUACGACCUGCUCCACAUCGGAGACUGCUCCUCGGUCGGCUGGGAAUGCGACACGACCUGCCACACGGUGGAGAACAUGGUGAUCAAGUUGGUGCCCACGUACCUGGGGGCUUACACGUCCAUGCUGUCCCACUCGAUGGUGAGCCCGGGCGCUGUCACGGGCGACGGGUCCGUCGUGCUCGAGAACAGCCAGGUGCUCAAGGGCGAGCAGGUGCCGCCCGACGAGGUCUGGGCCGGCCUGCCCGCCACGAGCUGCGGCCGCGCCGGCGCCGCGGCCGUGCCGCCGGGCCCCGAGCUGUUCGGCCCGCAGGACGCCGACGAGCCGCCGAGCGUGGGCGGCGGCCCCGGCGCGGGCGAGAUCGGGCUGAGCGCGACCCAGCUCGCCGAGGGGCCUUCAGUGGAGGAUCGCCGCGGGUUGGCCGCGCUGGAGGUAUCGGCGGUGGUGGCCUUCCCGGGCGCCAAGGAGUCUCCCCGCUUCCUGGUGGAGCGGACGCCACAGGGCGCGCUGCGCCUGUGGUGCAUCAGCGACGACGGCAGGCGGCUCCAGGGACGCCUGAGGGUGCGGAGGAGCGGCGAGGUGGACCUGGAGGGGAAGGGCGGGCGCUUCGCGCAGUUCGUGGCGAGCGCGGAUCCCGAGGGGGACCCCGGCAGGGUGGCUCUGCAGGGCGUGGGCACCGGGCGGUGGCUGUGCGUGGACAGGGACAUGCGAUUCGCCAGCAGCGCCGAGAGGAGCACCGUGGCCCUGCAGCAGCUGUGUGCUUCCUCCCAGGUGCUCCUGGACGUGGCGAACAGGGCCAAGCGGCGCUUGGAAGAGCAGCGACUUUAUUUCGAGCACAGGCGGCAGCAGGCCGCGUAUGCGGCGGCGACAGGCAGCGAGCGGCUUCUGAAGGGCAAGAGCAAGGGCAAGGGCAAGGGCAAGAGAGACGCAGACAACCCUGCUGGCGCUCUUGGCCUCAGAUUUCGUAAAGGUGGCAAGGCUGGCGGCAAGGGCAGCUCGUGAUAUUCUUUGAGAGAGGACCCAGCCUGUUUGGGCGCAGAGCUCGAAGAGAAUGAGGCAUGACAUGAUAUUGUGUACGUAGCUGCGUGCUGUUUGGUCAGGCGGAGAGGCAUUGUACAGUAGCCAUGUGGUCUGACCAACUCAGGACUCACAGAAGUCGCCCCGCAAAACAC